Haplochromis burtoni (Burton's mouthbrooder) is the source of this 4329-nucleotide messenger RNA. RefSeq names its product N-alpha-acetyltransferase 40, NatD catalytic subunit (gene naa40). Gene Ontology annotation, cellular component: nucleus. Gene Ontology annotation, molecular function: histone H4 acetyltransferase activity; protein N-terminal-serine acetyltransferase activity; histone H2A acetyltransferase activity. NCBI's taxonomy places the organism in Eukaryota, Metazoa, Chordata, Actinopteri, Cichliformes, Cichlidae. Bases 369 to 1088 code for a protein of 239 amino acids. The record is from RefSeq and is a predicted model, not a curated record. The transcript is spliced from 8 exons.
CCGAGGUGAGGUGGAACACGUGAACGCAGCAUAGCUGGACGCGGCGGAGAGGAGAACAGAAAAGGGCAACGAAGCAGCCCGGAUAAUUCAGCCUCGCAGUCUUGGCGCCAAUCCGACUUCAGAGGGAAAUUAAACGGCUCGGUUUUCACUCACGUUGGAAUCAAAUUCGCAGCCGGUUGCUGCUUCUUUCAAAGCCUUCGGUCGUCUGCUGUAGCCAGCCAGCUAGCUUUGUUAGCACACUAUCCAUCAUUGUCAUAUUCAUCUGGCCCCCUUAUUUCUGCCUGUAGUCACGAUACUAAUAACUCAGCAAAGCACCGGGACAAUAGAGGUGUGUUUCUCCAGGGGGAUCGAGCAGAUACGGCAGCAAAAUGGGGAGGAAGUCCAACAGAGCAAAGGAGAAGAAAGCGAGACGUCUGGAGGAGAGGGCAGCUAUGGACGCCGUAUGCGCCAAAGUAGACGCAGCCAAUAAGCUCGAGGACCCCCUGGCCGCCUUCCCAGCCUUCAAAAAAUACGACAGAAAUGGGCUGAACCUGCAGAUAGAGUGCAAGAGAGUGACCGCGCUUAACCCGCUGUCUGUGGAGUGGGCUUUCGAACUCACAAGAGCCAACAUGCAGACGCUGUACGAGCAGAGUGAGUGGGGAUGGAAGGAGAGGGAAAAGAGGGAGGAGAUGAAUGACGAGAGGGCUUGGUACCUGCUGGCUCGCGACGCCGACUCCUCCCCCGUGGCCUUCUCCCACUUCCGGUUCGACAUAGAGUGCGGGGAGGAGGUUUUAUAUUGCUAUGAGGUGCAGUUAGAGAGCAGAGUGCGGAGGAAAGGGCUCGGCAAGUUUCUCAUCCAGAUACUCCAGCUCAUCGCUAACAGUACACAGAUGAAGAAGGUGAUGUUGACAGUUUUUAAACAGAACAAAGGGGCCUACCAGUUCUUCAGAGAAGCUUUACAGUUUGAGAUCGAUGAGACCUCACCGAGCAUGUCCGGUUGCUGCGGCGACGACUGUUCUUACGAGAUCCUGAGCAGGCGGACCAAGCACGGCGAGGCCUCGGCGGGACACACCCACGGGGGCGGACACUGCGGGGGCUGCUGCCACUGAUCAGCUUCGGUUACGCCACGCGAUUGGUUAAAAGCCAGCAACUUUAACCGGCUGCGUGCGAAAGCUUCAGCUGCCUGCUAGUCCACGAGUGGUUUUGAAUUAUGGAGGCCGACAGGUGGGAAAACCCACCUGCGCAUUAAAAGCCGGCAUCUCGAUGCAGCGUGAGCUUUCGCACGCAGCCUUUUCUAUGUUUUUGUUUUUGUUUGUUUGAUUUGUUUUCCAGCCCCUCGGCUCAUUGUCCAAAUCAUCUCUUCCCAUUCUCAUAACGCUGUUAUUACCAGAACUGGUUUCCAGUCAAGAAAAAGCUGACGGUCUCCAUCACGGAGACCGAUCCUAUCCCAUGCAGCUCUCAUCAUCUCUGUGUUGCUAUACUGUAUUGGAUCUGCUUCUUAAACUGUGGUUCGAGACCUAAAGUUGACUCUUGGCCUCGAGCUGUAUUGAAGAAACUCCCCACUUGUGGUCUCUCAAGUGUAAAACGGGAUUAGUUGAGUCUUGAAAUCACAACUAAAACCAUCCAAAAUAAGCAGAUAAAAAUAACUCAGAGUUAGUCAGUUUCUACAAUCCAGCUCGGGGUUUUUCUGGGGCCUUUGCACUGAGACGAUUUGCUUGUUUCACUGCACCGGGGUCCUCGGAUCAGGCUUCAUGUGAGAGCCCGAGUUUAGGUCCUGGUUAAACCAGCACGAGAAGCGCCGUUGCACUGUAAUAUUAUCUGUUCUGACUCUAGUUGUAAGUUAUUCUGUAACAGAAGACACUGCAGCUAGCAGCAGCUGGCACGUGAUACUGCUGUUACAUGAUUACAAUACACCAUCGGCACCACCCGCCUCCUCGAUUCAGGUAAAUGUAUCGAUGUCUCCCUCGCUUUUAAUGCUUACAGCUUAUCAAAUGAGAUUUCCAAGAUUGCCUUUUUCUUUCGAGUCUCUCAGUAAAAUAUGUUAAAAAAAUUUUUUUUCUCAACAUCAUCAGUUGCUGUAAAUCUGCAUCCGACUAAGUAAAUAUUCCCAGUGUGUCCCCACCUGUGUCAUAUCGCCUCAUCAGAGAUGCAUGCUGUAACUGGAUGCUUUUUCAGCUUCACAGAAGACAUCUUUAGUUGUGAAAAUUCAUCAUUUGACCUUUCAGCCUCCUUUUUUUUGAGUUUUUCCUGCUUCUUGACCUGCACCCACGGCUGCCACACAGUUCUCAUUUUUACUGAGCUUUCGGAUUUUUGUAGUACACCCGUUUCCCUCUUUGCUUUUAGUUUCUGACGACAAAUCUGACGCUACUAGGCCUGUUUAAAAACAACUAAGUCCAUCCUCCAUUGCACUUCUUGCAUAUCUUGUGGAUUUAAGGUGGAAUAGCAUCAACAGAGGUCACCGUUUGAUCGUAUAGCUGCUUGAAAAUGACACGUGAAUGGAUGCAGAUGAGGGUAACGGCAGCGCACUUGAGGGAGCUUUUUUUUUUUUUUUGCUUUUUAAAUUGUUUGAGUUCUUCCACAGUCUUAACUUAUUUUCCUGGCCCCCUCCUGUAAAAUUAGGUAUUUUUGGGGGGUGGGGGCGGGUGGAGUAAAUCUAGUCUUAAAUUAGGAUUACGGACUAGUGGCUUCUAAAAUUUAGGUCCACUGUGAGAAGCAGCAUCUAAAAUUCUCAUGUUGGUCUAGGAUAAUCUUAAUUCCCCACCUGUUCACAAAGCCUUUGAUGUGUUUUUGGAUUAAAUUGCUGUUUUUAAAAAAAUUUUGAUUUAGAAUUGAGAUUGACUGCAUUGAAUGGGGUUCUGUUGUGCACAUUUCCAGCUCCAUGUGUCCUUUUUUCCUCUGGCUUUGCAUGAUUCAGUUAAAAAUAAUCCUUAUUUAUCCUAUCCUGGCCUCUGGUGCAGUUUAUUUUAUCCACCGUCUCAAAUGAGCUGUUACAGCUCCUGUCCCUUUAAGACAGCUGUCCUCUCAUUGGCUAUCCCUGACAAACUGAUGGUUUCAAUUGUCAUCUAUAUUAAGGCUCGCCUUGACAUCGCACAAAGCCAGGAGUAGAUAAACAUGUCUGAAACAGUGCUUCUGUGUUAAACUCUGAGUUUUUUGGUUCACAGAGAGGACGUGUACAUAUGCUGGAUCCACUACUGUAACAGCACACCAAUGACAGACAAUAAUGGAAAUAAUAAUGAAAAGCCUGCUACAAGUACGUGGAGUUAGAGGCUGUUAUGUGAAGUAGACACUUGGUGUAAAUGCUUGGUACUAAAAUAAUCUGGUACCAAAAAAAAAAAGGGUUUGAGGAGAAAAAUCUUACGGGAUCCUGGGAUGAAAGCUUUGGUUGUUUCCUGCUAAACGUACAUUCUGCACCUGGAAACAUGGUGGUUUUUCUUGCUUGGUUGAACUCUGAGGAACAGAAACAACUAAACAUGCUUGUUUGCGGGGACUAGACUAUCUGAUUGAAUAGUACAGUAAAAAAAAUUUGUACUUCAUAUGUUACAAUUUCAAAAAAAGAGGAUGUUGUACAUAGAGGUAGGAGAUCGAUGGACUGACAGUCUCUCUCAGGUUAAUCAAACAUAAUCAAACCUCAUCUGUUGUACUUAACAGCCACGCUGUCAGUCAGUCAGCCGCUGGCUGGAUUGGAUUGACCCACAGCUCAGUCUUGUUACCAUCCUGUUUAAAGAAACAACCGGAAAGUAGUCCUGGUAUUCAGGAGGAGAUUUUUGUUUAGUUUUAUUCUAUUCUUUGAAAAUGUGAAGUUGCAUGAAAGUAAAUGUAACCAAGUUUGAACAGAGACUGGAUCUGCACUCGGUGGUCAUAUUCAAUCCAGGCAUGUGGGCAGUUAAAACAAAUAAUCAUAAAGAAUUUAAAAAGGCUCACUGGGAAUAAAAAUUAAAAUAAAAUAAAAAAAAAUCUUAUGUGAAAAUGUAAUUUUUGGAAAUGAGCCUGAAUUUAAUUUACUUUGAAGUCAGUGAGGACUUAAUUUUUUUUUUUUUUUUUUUUAAUGGUUCCAGAUACAAAAAAUUCCAGAUACUGCUUUUGGUCUUUUCUCAACAUGUAUAUAAAUAUAUAUAAAUAUAUAAGCUGUUGUGGAUCCAUCUUCAUUUCUUGGCCUUUUACAGAAGAAACACUUUUUUAAACAUGAUGUUAAUAAAAGGCAAAAAAAAAACAAAACCUCGGUGUUUGAGAGUGAGUGUUCCAGUCCUGUCCGUAAAUGACAAUGAAAGGGAAAACUAAGUCAUUCUGCCUUGUCAGUGUUUUAUGUUACAAAUAAUGUUACGAAUAAAGGAAAGUUGUUUGACUUUUCAA